Molecule: messenger RNA, 768 nt
Organism: Eruca vesicaria subsp. sativa (arugula)
Lineage: Eukaryota; Viridiplantae; Streptophyta; Magnoliopsida; Brassicales; Brassicaceae
Source: the annotation of a GenBank genome assembly
AUGCCUCUCUCUCUCUCUCUUCGAACUUCUGAUUUCUUACAUAACAGAGUAAAUAAUAUCCUUCGUGAUUCAACGGAUUCUCUCGUGUUUUGCCAUACGACAUCGUUAAAGCCAAGCCCUUCUUAUACAAUGGAGGAGCAGUUCAUACUUAGGGUUCCACCCUCUGUUUCAGAGCGAAUAGAUCGUCUUUUAAGCGACGAGGCUUCUACUUCCGACGAAAUCCCUUUAGAUUUGUGUUUUUCAGAGGAUGGGAGAAGCGGGACGUUUAUGAUUGGAGACGAAGAGUUCCCGGCUUCUCUCCUGGAUCUUCCUGCUGUUGUUGAGUCUUUUAAAACUUAUGAUGAUUCUGCAUUAGUCAAAACUGCUGAUAUUGGGCAGAUGAUCAUGGUUAGGGAGCCAGGUGAUCCUGCGCCUAAUACAGUUGAAUACAGACAUGGUCUAACUCCUCCUAUGAAGGAUGCUCGUAAGAGAAGAUUCCGUCGAGAGCCUGACCUUAAUCCGGAGCUUGUACAGCGCGUUGAGAGAGACUUGCUGAAUAUCUUGAGUGGUGGAACAAUCGGAAACGUAAAUGAGCAGCAAGAGGAAACAGUUGCGAAUGAGAAUACUAAUAAUAAUGCAAACAAGGUCUCUUCUUCUUCACCUGCUGCUGAUACACCUGGUGGAAAGCCUGAAGCUGCUUCUGAGACAGGGACUACUACUAAUAACAAUAAUGCAACCGAAGCUGAGCCGGAGAGAAGUGAAUCAGAAGAUUCUGAUGAUUCAAUGUGA